Messenger RNA from Scatophagus argus, 3648 nucleotides. RefSeq names its product potassium voltage-gated channel subfamily A member 1. NCBI's taxonomy places the organism in Eukaryota, Metazoa, Chordata, Actinopteri, Scatophagidae. Bases 191 to 1918 code for a protein of 575 amino acids. The record is from RefSeq and is a predicted model, not a curated record. Gene Ontology annotation, biological process: protein homooligomerization; potassium ion transmembrane transport. Gene Ontology annotation, cellular component: membrane; voltage-gated potassium channel complex. The transcript is spliced from 2 exons. Gene Ontology annotation, molecular function: delayed rectifier potassium channel activity; protein binding.
CGGCUUACAGCCUUAAUGACAGCAGCAGCAGCAGCGCACAUGCGUCCCCGUAAAGAGGAGCCGUGAUUCAACCAUCUGCUGCAGAUUUACUUUUUAACUUUCUCUGCCCUGAGACAUCGGACAGGAUGUUUGCGUUCCGGCUCAACAAGUCUCUUUUGAUUCUCCCACACUAACUGUUGAUGGCUGCGGAAUGGAGAUAGCCUUGGUGAGCUUUGAGAACGGCGGCGCUAAAGGGAGCGGCGGCGGCGGCGGCGGCAGCGGCGGGGGGAACAAUGCCGAGGAGAGCUGCCGGAACGCGCUGGACGUCCCUCAGUCGGGCUUUGUUCAAAGUGGACUGGGAGAGGACUACGGUAAAGAGCUGAACACCCGGGGGAGUCCUCCUCUUCUUCCUCCUCCUCAUCAUCAGCAGAGCUCCUGGAAAAUAAACGACAUGAACAACACUUUCAGCUGCAGCGAGAACGCCAUGGAUGCGCUCUUACGCGCGGACCACAGUCCCCAUCUGUUCGACGAGGACAUGCUGGACAUGGACAUGGACACGGAGAGCAACGAGAGGGUGCUCAUCAACAUAGCCGGGCUGAGGUACGAGACCCAGCUGGGCACCCUGAACCAGUUCCCCGACACUUUACUGGGAGACCCCGCCAAGCGGAUAAAAUACUUCGACCCGCUCCGGAACGAGUACUUUUUCGACCGCAACAGACCGAGUUUUGACGGGAUUCUGUAUUUUUAUCAGUCGGGAGGGAAGAUCCGGAGGCCUGUCAAUGUGUCCAUUGAUGUGUUCGCGGAUGAGAUUAGGUUUUACCAGCUGGGGGAGGAGGCCAUGGAGAGGUUCCGUGAGGAUGAGGGCUUUAUAAAAGAGGAGGAAAAGCCGCUGCCUCAGAAUGAGUUUCAGAAGCAGGUCUGGCUCAUAUUCGAGUACCCGGAGAGCUCCAGUCCUGCGCGGGGCAUCGCCAUCGUCUCUGUGAUUGUCAUCACCAUAUCCAUCAUCACCUUCUGCCUGGAGACGCUGCCGGAGUUCAGGGAUGAGCGGGAGCUGCCGGUCACCAGCCGGAUGGACAACAGCACUGCGCCCCGGCCGUCCCUCACCUUCACCGACCCCUUCUUCAUCAUAGAGACCACAUGCGUCAUCUGGUUCACUUUCGAGUUGUUCGUGCGCUUCUUCGCGUGCCCCAGCAAGUCGGAGUUCUCCAAGACCAUCAUGAACAUCAUCGACAUCAUGUCCAUCAUGCCUUACUUCAUCACAGUGGGCACGGAGCUGGCGGAGCAGCAGGGCCAGGAGCACCAGAACGGACAGCAGGCCAUGUCCCUGGCCAUCCUCAGGGUCAUCCGCCUGGUCCGGGUCUUCCGGAUCUUCAAGCUCUCCAGGCACUCCAAGGGGCUCCAGAUCCUGGGGCAGACUCUUAAAGCCAGCAUGCGGGAGCUCGGCCUCCUCAUCUUCUUCCUCUUCAUCGGAGUCAUCCUCUUCUCCAGCGCCGUGUACUUUGCAGAGGCGGACGAGCCGGAGUCUCACUUCUCCAGCAUCCCUGACGCCUUCUGGUGGGCCGUGGUCACUAUGACAACCGUCGGCUACGGCGACAUGAGGCCGGUGACGGUCGGGGGGAAGAUCGUGGGCUCUCUGUGCGCCAUCGCCGGCGUGCUGACCAUCGCGCUGCCGGUGCCCGUCAUCGUGUCAAACUUCAACUACUUUUAUCACAGAGAGACGGACCAGGACCAGUCCUCCCUGAAGGACGAGCCGAACAGCGGCCGAGCGAGUCCCGAACUGAAGCGCAAAGGGAGUAAAUCAUCAGCCAAGUCGCAGGAUGUGGAGAACAACGACGCGGGCGCUUCGGUGGAGAAGGCGAACAUCAAGGCGAACAGCAGCAUGGACUUUAAGAGAUCCCUUUACGCUUUCUGCCUGGACACACGGGAGACCGACCUGUAGUCCUGUCUGUUUCCCCACUUUUUCAAAAACUAUUAGAGCUCAUAGUUUUGUAGAAUAAACCCCCGUUAAUGGGCUCUUAAGUCUUUGCACAUAGCAGCCGGAGGAUCAACACAUCGCAAUCCUGAAAAGUUUAAAGAGCGACGGGGGCCGACUUAUAAAAAGCACAUUUUAAUCCCCCUCAUCUGGUAAGCACAUCCGUUAGUGGAAAAAUCUGAGGAGUCCUGAACAAAACCACAGUGCAUGUGAUGCAGCACAACGGCCCUUUAAAGUAGGAACACCUAACGGACAUUACCGAAACUCACGGAGACGUUAGUGUGGAAAAUAGGACAUGCAGCUGCAGAUAAUCAAGCACAAGCAGGACUCGGAAUAAUUACUUGACAUGGCGAGAGGAUUAACAGCACCAAGCAGACUCGUGUACACGAUGCAGUCCACAUCCAGCAGAAUAGCAACAGAAAAAGCCAAACUUUAUUUUUCGUAUCUACCCAACAUUUAGUCGUUAUGUUUACGCUGAAAAGCUGCAGCAAAUGUGUACAUAUUUCCCACAGGCCUACUGCUUAGGACUUGUAGAUCUGGACAUUAAAAAGAGUAUAUUUUUGAGAUGCAGACACCUGUUGUCCUCCACUCAGGUUGUGUCAAAGACGUGAGAUUCUUUUUCUAAAUCAGAGUUGACUCUCAGAGGACCUCAAGAGAAGAUUUUUAGACGUCCAACAAACAAGCCUUGUUUAUGAUUAUUUCAAGCUAAAGAACAUUUUUGAAUUUUUUAAACAAAAGGACACGAUGUGGAAGUUAAUAAAGUGAGGGAAUGACAGCGAGGACAGCGAGGACGGGGGACAGCGCAGAGACCAUCUGUGGAGCUCCAGCCACACAGAAAGCAGAGUUGAAGCCCUGCCCUCCGAGCAUCAGGAGAGUCGACCUGCCCGACCGGGACUCACACCACACUGCUGCUGCACCCAAGCAUCCGCCGCCCGUUUCUGGAUCUCUGUGCCUUCAACCAAAACUCACCGGUGAUACUUCUGAAGCUUCUUCUGCUGGUUUGUUGUUUUACUUUCGAGCAGGACUCUGAAGAUAAAUCAACCUGAUGUAGGAGGGCCCGGGAUCGUCUCUGUGGAGGAAAGAGGACAAAAACAACUUUGAACUUUGAUCGUUUUAACGUCCCAACGUAUUCUCUUUUUUUUCUACAAAUUGUGUCAGUGAUUUGCUUCAUAUCAGAAGAAAUCCCUCGCUGUGCAAUAUCAGUCCAAAUUUAUGUGAAGUUGUCAUGUGGAUGUAGACUUUGGACAGACUUUUUGGUUUAUUUUUGUAACGAUGUUUUCCUGAUUUCUAUUUUUCUAAAAUGUGAACCGUCUGGGACGAAUGAGGGGAGGAAAAAAAUCACCUGAACACAUUUUAAAAGAAGAGAGGACAUUUUUGUUGUUGUUGGAGACGACUUGUCCCAGUUUAGUUUUCCUCAGCGGCGUCCCCUCCUGCUCUGACCAGGGCCAAAGCCAUAGACUAUCUCAGAUAACAGUGCACCCACCAGGCAUUUCAAACACAGCAAGAUGCAUUCAGGGCCCCGCAGGCUCCUCCUGUCAGCUCAUCUUAGCUGUUGGACUUUUUGACUGAUGUUUUGGUUUCUACUGUACGUUCAGGGGCUUGAAGUGUUUAGUAUUAUCUACCUUUGUGUGGCCUGUUCUUCUUGCUGUUAUUUUGUACUUCCUCCUACAUAUCAAUCGAGCAGUAAGUGGCAUGAG